AAAAUCUGAUAUUCUAAAAGAGUUUGUAUCCUACUUUUGCAAUAACGAUAAAAUAAAUUCCAAACAGUUUUAGACCAAAAACCCUUUUGGUCAUCGUCACCAGAGAUUUUAGAUCUAAAACCCUAUCAGAGACCAUUUUCGCGUGAACAAAGAUGGCGGGGCCUUUGCUUCGAUCUCUUUGGUCAAACACCACUCGAAGAUCAUUCUCUUCUCAAUCAUCACCUUCCAAAUUCGGAUACUCGCUCUCGUCCUUACGCUCUUUCUCAGCAGCCACCGCUUCCUCUGCUGCAGCCGGAGCUCCUAGUAGCUCUCUUGAUCCUAAUCGACUCAGAAACGUGGCUGUUAUAGCUCAUGUUGAUCAUGGGAAGACAACGCUUAUGGACCGGCUUCUUCGUCAGUGUGGUGCUGAUAUCCCUCACGAGCGUGCUAUGGAUUCUAUUAAUCUUGAGCGUGAACGAGGGAUCACUAUUUCUUCAAAGGUGACAUCCAUAUUUUGGAAGGAAAACGAACUUAACAUGGUAGACACACCUGGUCACGCAGAUUUUGGUGGUGAGGUUGAACGAGUUGUUGGUAUGGUUGAAGGAGCUAUAUUAGUUGUUGAUGCUGGCGAAGGCCCUCUUGCACAGACUAAGUUUGUUCUCGCCAAGGCCUUGAAGUACGGGCUACGACCUAUUCUUCUCUUAAACAAGGUAGAUCGACCUUCAGUCACAGAAGAGAGGUGUGAUGAAGUGGAGAGUUUGGUGUUUGAUCUUUUUGCAAAUCUUGGUGCUACAGAGGAACAACUAGAUUUUCCGGUGCUUUAUGCCUCUGCAAAAGAAGGGUGGGCAUCUUCUACCUAUACCAAAGACCCUCCUGCAGAUGCAAAGAAUAUGGCAGAUUUACUUGAUGCCGUAGUAAGACAUGUUCAGCCACCAAAAGCAAACCUUGAUGAGCCAUUUCUGAUGCUGGUUUCAAUGAUGGAGAAGGACUUCUAUCUCGGACGAAUAUUAACUGGAAGAGUAACUUCUGGAGUUGUCCGUGUUGGUGACAGAGUCAAUGGACUACGCAAAACUGAUUCCGGCUCUGAGAAAAUAGAAGAAGCAAAGGUUGUGAAGCUAAUGAAAAAGAAAGGUACAACCAUAGUUUCAAUUGACGCUGCAGGGGCUGGUGAUAUUAUCUGUAUGGCUGGUUUGACAGCUCCGUCAAUAGGUCACACGGUGGCUAGUGCAGAGGUCACAACUGCACUCCCUACUGUUGAGCUGGACCCACCAACAAUUUCUAUGACGUUUGGUGUCAAUGACUCUCCUCUGGCUGGUCGGGAUGGCACCCACUUAACUGGAGGGAGAAUUGGGGACCGCUUAAUGGCAGAAGCUGAAACAAAUCUUGCCAUAAACGUUAUUCCAGGCCUGUCAGAGUCCUAUGAAGUCCAAGGGAGAGGAGAACUUCAACUUGGUAUCUUGAUUGAGAAUAUGAGGAGGGAAGGUUUUGAGCUCUCAGUCUCACCACCUAAAGUCAUGUAUAAAACUGACAAGGGACAAAGGCUUGAACCAAUUGAAGAGGUGACUAUUGAGAUUAAUGAAGAACACGUAGGAUUAGUGAUGGAAGCUCUCUCCCACAGGCGGGCGGAAGUUAUUGACAUGGGCCCUGUCCCUGGAAAUGAUGGUAGGACGAGACUGUCACUAACUUGUCCUUCAAGAGGUUUGGUUGGGUACAGAUGUGUGUUUAGCAGCGACACCCGUGGAACUGGAUUCAUGCAUCGUGCUUUCCUAAAUUAUGAAAAGUACCGAGGUCCGCUUGGAAAUGUUAGGAAAGGAGUAUUGGUUUCCAUGGGAUUUGGUACUAUUACAGCUCAUUCUCUGAUGAGUUUGGAAGCUCGUGGAAUUCUCUUUGUGUCUCCGGGGCUGGAUUCAUAUGAUGGUAUGAUUAUCGGUGAGCAUUCACGAGAUACAGAUCUUGAUGUUAACCCAGUUAGGGCCAAAGAACUUACAAACAUUCGCUCUGCUGGGAAAGACGAAAAUGUGAAGCUAUCUCCACCUCGCCUUAUGACACUAGAGGAAGCUAUAGGAUACGUUGCCUCAGAUGAACUUAUUGAGGUUACACCAAAGACGAUUCGGUUGAGGAAAAGAUGUCUAGACGUUAACAAGCGUAAAUCCCUGAGCAAACGAGCCAAAGAGUAAAGUUAUCUUCCACACUUGGCUCUCCGAUUUAAUUUUUACUGAAGCUGGUUUAGUUCUUGUCACAAUUCUAGAAAAAGAAAAUUAUUGAAUAUGUACGAACGAGAAACAGAUUAUAUAGAUCCAUAACUUAUAGUCUUAUACGCAAGAAGAUUCAUUCUUGUAUUGAUAACAAUAAGAAGAUAGAUCGAUCCCGAUAUUGUAUUAUCA
Arabidopsis lyrata subsp. lyrata is the source of this 2363-nucleotide messenger RNA. Its product is annotated as GTP-binding protein TypA/BipA homolog. Gene Ontology annotation, cellular component: ribonucleoprotein complex; cytosol. Bases 153 to 2156 code for a protein of 667 amino acids. Lineage: Eukaryota; Viridiplantae; Streptophyta; Magnoliopsida; Brassicales; Brassicaceae. Gene Ontology annotation, molecular function: GTP binding; GTPase activity. The record is from RefSeq and is a predicted model, not a curated record. The transcript is spliced from 18 exons.